Molecule: messenger RNA, 1286 nt
Organism: Babesia bovis T2Bo
Lineage: Eukaryota; Apicomplexa; Aconoidasida; Piroplasmida; Babesiidae
Exons: 2
Coding region: 123-1190 (355 amino acids)
Source: RefSeq, a predicted model, not a curated record
CAUUGAUUGAACAGGUAUUGGAACGUGGACCCAGAGAUAAUAAAACGUGGCUGCUACUGUUGAAGCGGUUUGAAUUAAUACUGCACUCAUUUGGACACAAGCAUCUAGCGAGGGUCUUGGUUAUGCUACCCAAAGGACUGCAGAUACCACCUGAACUAGUACCCAAAUUGAAGCGACAAGCAUCUGCCCAGGUGCCUGAGUCUGAUAUUCUAUCGUGUUGCGGUAUGCUGCACGGCAUGGAUAGAUUAGAUAUAAUGGAUCCAGAGAUGCUGGAGCUACUCAAAGAGAGGAUAUGUACUACUAUUGGCGGUGCCACUGGACCAUACCCAUUGGCACUGAUACUCAGGUGCUUCGCAACACGUAGUGAUAUUGAAAUGUGUACCCAUAUACUGCAACAAAUGCAACGAUAUAUCCAUGAUAUAGAAACUGCAGCACUAACAAGAGUUGUUCUUGCUGUAGUACGUGCGUUCCCCAAGGAUUCCGUCAUUGAGCCCCUGAUCACUCCAUUGGCAAUGGAAGCCUCAAAACGAGCAACAGAUAUAAACACGACGUCACUUGUCAAGCUAUAUAUCGCACUCUGUAAAUCGCAAUAUACCAUAAAAUCACUUAUCUUACAACACCUAGAGGAACCUAUCGUUAACAGGAUUUCGGCGAUCAGUGUCCAACAGGUUAUUAUGCUGCUAAGCACUGUAGCCAAGUAUAACCAUGCCACAGCGAUGGUCCAGGAACUGAUACAAACUUUAUCGCAAAGAACGAUGACAACCAGCCAAACUUUGUACCUAAUAUCAGCAUUGGCCAGGUUGAAUAUGAAAGAUGGAGCUCUAAUGAAUCAGUUAAUGACGCAACUACAAAACAUGGAUAUCAAUAUCACGCAACUGGCGAAUAUAUUUUAUCUCGCGGGUAACUGGGAUUUAAAGCAUAUAGAUCAUGAGUGGUAUUACCAUAAAUUUGAACAGGUAUUCACAGAUGCAACCACAACAAAAGAGUUCGCUACCAUCGCAUAUGGUGCAUAUAAAUUGAAUAUGCUAGAUAUCGUGUCCAAAUGUCUACAGCAAAUAGAUAAACUAAGAAUCAAUGAGGAGCCCCUUGACCAGGCAACGGAGAUGAUGCUGCAGAAGUUUCUGCCUCAGGACGAUAUCCCUCCACGUAGUCACGCUCACCAGAGUAGUCACUCAGCUGUGAUAAAUUAGAACGAUACUAAAAAAACAUACAGCUCGAGCUACCGCGAUGUGCUUGUAUCCCUCAAGACAUGGAGACAAUGGACUUAUGUCACUAUCACGGUCCCA